Monomorium pharaonis (pharaoh ant) is the source of this 1953-nucleotide messenger RNA. Its product is annotated as calpain-B-like. Gene Ontology annotation, molecular function: calcium-dependent cysteine-type endopeptidase activity; calcium ion binding. Lineage: Eukaryota; Metazoa; Arthropoda; Insecta; Hymenoptera; Formicidae. Gene Ontology annotation, cellular component: cytoplasm. Gene Ontology annotation, biological process: proteolysis. The record is from RefSeq and is a predicted model, not a curated record.
GGACAGUGGGCUACAAUGCGCUGUACUUCACAGGAAAUCGCGGACAAUCCUCAGCUCUUCGUGGAAGGUUUCUCCAGAUUCGACGUUCAGCAGGGAGAACUGGGGGAUUGCUGGUUGCUGGCCGCCGUGGCAAAUCUGACCAUGCAUCACAAUUUGUUCUUUCAAAUUGUGCCAGAAGACCAGAGCUUCGAAGAAAAUUACGCUGGAAUCUUCCACUUCAGGUUUUGGCAAUACGGUAGAUGGGUCGAUGUGGUGAUUGACGAUCGAUUGCCCACCUAUCAUGGAAAAUUGCUGUAUCUGCAAUCGAGCGAGACUAACGAAUUUUGGAGCGCCCUUCUCGAGAAAGCAUAUGCGAAACUGCAUGGCUCCUACGAGGCAUUAAAGGGCGGCACAACCUGCGAAGCUAUGGAGGACUUCACUGGUGGAGUAACAGAAAUGUACCAAAUGGACCAAACGCCGCCAAAUUUGUUUAAGAUAUUGCUAAAAGCCUUUGAGAGAAACUCGUUAAUGGGUUGCUCCAUCGAGCCCGAUCCCAACAUAGUGGAGGCUGAAACACCUCAAGGACUAAUACGUGGUCACGCGUACAGCAUCACCUGCGUGAGAAAUGUGGAGAUUCAAAUGCCGAAUCGAUACGGUACCAUUCCUCUAUUGAGGCUUCGAAAUCCUUGGGGAAACGGCGAAUGGAAUGGGCCUUGGAGCGAUCAAUCACCAGAAUGGAGAUUCAUCCCUGAUCAUGAGAAGGAGGAACUCGGCCACUUCGAUCAGGACGGCGAGUUUUGGAUGUCGUUCCAGGAUUUUACCCGCUAUUUCACUCAACUCGAGAUCUGCAAUUUGAACCCUGAUUCUUUAACAGUAGACGAUAUCAACGUCGGGAAGAAACGUUGGGAGAUGAGCGUGUUUGAAGGAGAGUGGGUGCGUGGUGUAACAGCAGGUGGUUGCAGAAACUUUUUAGAUACUUUCUGCCAUAAUCCUCAGUAUCGUAUCACAUUGGAAAAUCCAGAUGACGACGACGAUAAGUGUACUGUGAUCAUUGCUCUGAUGCAGAAAAACAGGAGAGCGCAAAAAAGAAUGGGAGCUGAUUGCCUCACUAUUGGAUUCGCAAUAUACCAUUUGGAGUAUCCAGAGAGAUUGCCGAAACCACUAGACAGAAACUUCUUCAAGUACAAUGCGUCCGUUGGACGUUCACCGGCAUUUAUAAAUUUACGGGAAGUUACGUGCCGUUUCAAAUUACCGCCAGGCGUUUACUGUAUAGUUCCGAGUACUUUCGACCCAAAUGAGGAAGGUGAAUUCUUGUUGAGAAUCUUCUCUGAAAACAAGAACAAUAUGGAAGAGAACGAUGAAGAAGUCGGUAUGGGAGAAGUCGAUGAUAGGGUUCGCGAAGAACCCGAACAAGACCGCAAUGCCGAAAAAGUUCGAGAAUUCUUUAAGAAACUUGCUGGCGAUGAUUUAGAAGUGGACUGGAUGGAACUUAAAGAUAUCUUAGAUUACGCCAUGAGGAAAGAGACCCACGACAGAGGUUUCAGCAAAGAUAUAUGUCGCAGUAUGGUUGCUAUGUUAGAUACAGAUCACUCUGGUAAACUCGGUUUCGAAGAAUUCAAGCUAUUGUGGAAUGAUAUUAGAAAGUGGAGGGCUGUUUUCAAAUUGUACGACAGAGACGAAUCAGGAUACUUAAGUGCAUUUGAAUUGAGACAAGCAUUAAACAGCGCAGGAUAUCGUCUGAACAAUCAUAUUCUUAAUAUACUAGUUCAUCGUUAUGGCACUAAAGACGGCAAGAUUACGUUCGACGAUUACAUAAUGUGUACGAUCAGACUUAAAACAAUGCUUGAUAUUUUUCGAGAAAGAGAUCCAGAUCAAACCCACACAGCUACAUUCACACUGGAAGAAUGGAUGGAAAAAACACUCUAUUCAUAAUAAAAUUUGGAACCACUAUAAUGAAUCUCAUCUUUAAUUCGA